Prorocentrum cordatum is the source of this 501-nucleotide messenger RNA. Lineage: Eukaryota; Dinophyceae; Prorocentrales; Prorocentraceae. The record is from the annotation of a GenBank genome assembly.
AUGCCCCCCAAGGCCAGAGCAAGCGCGGCGGCGCGCACGGCCAAACCCAUCACCAAGCAGGACGAGCAACGCAAGAAGACCAACACGCAGGCCAAGCAUAUCGAUGACCUCAAGAAGGGCAACGUGAACCAACGCGCCCUGCUGUCGGAUACCCGCAAAACGGCCCGCACGAGGGACAACACCACCCAAAGGUUCGCGAAAUGUACGGAUCGGGCGGCAAAGCAGCUCAGGCGCAAAAAGGAAAGGAAGCGCUACGAGGCGUGGGAGCAGGAGGCCAUGGGGCGCUACGACGCGUGGAAGGCGAGCGACGACGGCAGCGGGAGCAUCCAGCCAAGCAGCGACAGCAGCGCCAUGGAUGACGAGGGCCCCAACGACCCGACGAAGACCACGAAGACGAGGGCCGCGCAGGCGGGCGGCCCCCUCGUCGACUUCCGCCCGCAGUCGGAGAUCUCCAAGCUCCUCGACGCGGACGACGACAAUAUCUUCAGCGAGCUCAAGUGA